Oncorhynchus tshawytscha (Chinook salmon) is the source of this 3064-nucleotide messenger RNA. RefSeq names its product arg8-vasotocin receptor-like. The transcript is spliced from 2 exons. Gene Ontology annotation, molecular function: peptide binding; vasopressin receptor activity. Gene Ontology annotation, cellular component: membrane. The record is from RefSeq and is a predicted model, not a curated record. Gene Ontology annotation, biological process: G protein-coupled receptor signaling pathway; positive regulation of vasoconstriction; regulation of systemic arterial blood pressure by vasopressin. Lineage: Eukaryota; Metazoa; Chordata; Actinopteri; Salmoniformes; Salmonidae. The coding region runs from base 102 to 1313 and encodes 403 amino acids.
UUUAGAGUCAGGUAGCUCCAUAUUUGGCAUACGGAGAUUCAAACAACUCUGCCCCUCUGGAACUGUAACUAGGGCCAAAGCGCGCACAGAGGGUUUGUGCAAUGCACACUCCCGUCCAUGGGCUCCUCUUCAACGGAGUCAACCAGUCUCUGGUUUUCAGUCCUACGGAUGAUCCGAUCAUGGGGAACCUUGGCAAUGGCACCGUCCUCCCGAACGGGAGCGAUCCUUUUGGAAGAAACGAAGAGGUCGCCAAAAUAGAGAUAGCGGUCCUCAGCAUCACCUUUGUGGUGGCUGUGAUUGGGAACGUCAGUGUCUUGCUGGCCAUGUUCAACACUAAGAAAAAGAAGUCGAGAAUGCACCUCUUCAUCCGGCACCUCAGCAUAGCUGAUCUGGUGGUCGCUUUCUUCCAGGUCCUGCCGCAGCUCUGCUGGAAGAUCACCUUUCGCUUCUACGGGCCAGAUGUCCUGUGCAGGAUAGUGAAGCACCUCCAGGUGAUGGGCAUGUUCGCCUCCACCUACAUGAUGGUGAUGAUGACCGUGGACCGUUACAUCGCCAUCUGCCAUCCUCUGAAGACCCUUCAGCAGCCCACCCAGCGGUCCUAUAUUAUGAUCAUCAGCACCUGGAUGUGUAGUCUGGUCCUCAGCAUGCCGCAGUACUUUAUCUUCUCUCUGAGUGAGAUCAAGAACGGUUCGGUUGUCUACGACUGUUGGGGCCACUUCAUAGAACCGUGGGGCGUAAAGGCGUACAUCACUUGGAUAACCGUCAGUAUAUUCGUAAUCCCAGUGUUCAUUCUGAUGAUAUGCUACGGGUUCAUCUGCCACAGCAUUUGGAAGAACAUAAAGUAUAAAACCAGAAACACACACGCGGGUGUUGCGUCUAAAAACGGUCUGAUCGGAAAUAACUCUGUUAGCAACGUUACUACUAUAUCCAGAGCGAAGUUGAGAACUGUCAAAAUGACGUUUGUGAUUGUCCUGGCUUACAUAAUAUGCUGGUCACCUUUUUUCAUCGUGCAGAUGUGGUCGGUGUGGGAUGAGAAUUUCGCAUGGGACGAAUCCGAGAACACCGCUGUCACACUGUCCGCGCUCCUCGCGAGUCUAAACAGCUGCUGUAACCCGUGGAUAUACAUGAUCUUCAGCGGACAUCUUCUGCACGACUUUACUCUCUGUUUCCCGUGCUGUAAUAAAUUACGCUACAAGUUCAAGAAAGAGGACUCGGACAGCAGUCUCCGGAGAAAUACAGUAUUGACUAAAAUGACCAACCGAAGCCCAACGUGCAGUUCAGGCACUUGGAAAGACAGUGACAACUCCCCCUAGUUCUCCAUUCAAUCUAGUCAAGCAGAUACCUAACAACGUGUUAAACGCACAAACACAAGCUGGUGGUUAUUUAUUGAUUGACUCUUAUUGACUUGACAAUUCUAAGACUUUCAAGGUACCACUUUAAAACGGGUGGGAUACUGACACUGAUUGGUUGAUGUAAAAUAGAUGAGCAUUACACCGUUGUUUUGGGAUAUAUUGUCUGGAUUGUCUGUCAGAAAAACAUCUCAAGAAUGAAGUCUUGAGAAGUCAGAGUGAUAAACCAAAAUCACAAAGUGAUAAACUAUUUCCUCUGGUAAAACAUGUUAUAAAUUGAAGAUAAUAUUUUAUGUGCCAUAUAGUCUACAGGCCAGUGUUUCAACAGGUUCCAAACCUGAUUCUCUGGAGUCUAAGACAGUUUAUAAUGGGUGAAAUACAUCAGUUCUGAAUUUGAAAAUGUAAAGUAGAAAAGAAACUGAUCAUCUGAACUAUCUAAAUACCAACAGCUAUAUCAGUUGAGUAAAAUAAUAAUAAUAAUAAUAAUAAUAAUUUCUAAACAUUCCACACUCCCAGGGUCUUCUUUCCAAUGCACUAAUGAUUUUCCGGUCUAGGAAUUUCUACAGCAAAGCCUAGACUAAUUCAGAUGAGGACAGAUCUCAGUGACUAAGGACCCUGGAUUAGAUCACAGGUUGCCAGUCUGUGUUGGCCAUAUUUCCCCAUUGAGCCACUCUCUCAGUGUGAAUUAAAAAACAAAUUGGGCCUGGAUGGUUUACAAAGCAACAGAGAUGUCUGCCUGCCUGUUGGAUUUCUACACAGACACACCAGGCCAGGGGCGCAACUUUGUUUUUAGAAGUGUGUGUGUGUGGGGGGGGGGGGGUUGUUUAUUUAAUCCAGUGGGAUAAACACUCAAAACAGCCUACCCGACUGAUCGGAGGCGUCCGCAUGGUCCUAAAGCACACGAGCCUCGUUUUGUAUCACAUUCUAAUUAUACAACUGGGGGGGGCAAAAAUGCAAUUUCAGAAUGUGUGUGGGGGCAUGUCUCCCCGUCCGCAGUGAAAUUUGCACCCCUGCCCCAGGCAAUGUUCCCUCUAAACUGUGGAGAAAUAUCAGACCAUGGAGAGGAGCGUGAGAUUGAACUUAACCUAACUUUCUAGAGCAGUGGUCACCAACGGAUCAAUCGCAAUCAACUGAUCGAUCUCCAAGGCUAUUCUAGUCGAUUGCCAAACAUUUCUCUAAAAACAACAAUGAUGUUCCUUUUUUUGGUUAUUUUUUUUUUGCAUUUCGGGCUGUUGGCAGUAGGUGCACCCGAUUCAGCUACCCUGCGCAAACUGUUGCCAUUUUGAACCAUUUCAUGUGACUGAAGGUACAAACUCUGCCUUCCCAGUGGGCACAGAGAGCAAAUCAAGUGCAAAUAUAAACCUACUACUGGCCAAUCGGAUGUUUAUCAUGUAUGCAGUGUCGUAGCUACAGUAACGUAGCUACAGCAAAAUUGAUACUGUGAGAUUGAAACAUUUAAAACCAUGACUAGAGAGAGACUGUCAACGAAUACAGCAAAGAAUUGCUGUUUUUAUGAUUGAGUUCAUGUUUAAGUUCUUACUCAGCACUGUAAACACUUUGUAUUCAACACUUUUAUAAGACAUAAAAUGCACUUUCUUCCUAUUUCCACCCAGCGCUACAACAAGCACUGAAGCAAUAAUGAAUGAGAAGGAAAGUGUAUCUAUAGGCUUGCGUUGUUGUUAUUAUUAGUGGCUUGGGUCUUGUUUAAUAUUGAA